Zychaea mexicana is the source of this 1434-nucleotide messenger RNA. RefSeq names its product arsenite transporter. Gene Ontology annotation, cellular component: plasma membrane. Bases 34 to 1248 code for a protein of 404 amino acids. Gene Ontology annotation, molecular function: antiporter activity; arsenite transmembrane transporter activity; antimonite transmembrane transporter activity. The transcript is spliced from 4 exons. Gene Ontology annotation, biological process: antimonite transmembrane transport; arsenite transport. NCBI's taxonomy places the organism in Eukaryota, Fungi, Mucoromycota, Mucoromycetes, Mucorales, Lichtheimiaceae. The record is from RefSeq and is a predicted model, not a curated record.
CUUCUGUGAUCUCGUCAUACGGCUUUCAAACGUAUGGACAAUGUUCGACUUGAUCUCGACCAUGUUUCCAACAAUGACGAUUCGACUUUGCCAAAUCAACGAGAAGAAGCCCAUUCAACUGUCCCCGUAGACAAUUCAAUUAGGGCAGAAAAAGAAGGAUCCACCCGUCGUCUCAGCUUCCUCGAUCGAUAUUUGGCUGUAUUUAUCCUGGUCGCAAUGAUCGUGGGUGUCUUGAUCGGCUACUAUGUGCCUGGUGUACAACAUUCUUUCGAAACUGUACAAUUUGGAUCCGUUUCCGUUCCUAUCGCCAUUGGUCUACUGUUGAUGAUGUAUCCAAUCAUGUGCAAUGUGCAGUAUGAACGAUUGCAUACUAUCUUGGUGUCAAAACCAGUGUGGAUUCAAAUAGCUAUCUCGAUCUUGAUUAACUUUAUCGUGGGGCCUAUUAUCAUGACCGCGCUUGCCUGGGCUACCUUGCCAGAUCUUGCGGAAUUCAGGGCAGGGGUCGUUAUGAUCGGACUCGCUCGAUGCAUCGCAAUGGUUCUCAUAUGGAUCCAUUUGGCGCAUGGAGACGACACCUUUGGCGCAAUGCUGGUUGCCAUCAACUCAAUCUUACAGAUUGGACUCUAUUCUCCUUAUGCCGUGCUUUUUAUUAAUAUCAUUCCAUCUUGGUUCGGUGCGCAAGCGGAUAGUACCGUCAAAGUCGAGAUUUGGCCUGUGGCACAAUCCGUGCUGAUUUAUCUGGGUAUCCCGCUUGUUGCUGGCCUUGCGACACGGUAUUCACUCAUGUAUUAUGCAGGCAGGAAAUGGUACGACGACAAGUUUGUGCCUUUCAUUGGACAUUGGGCAUUAAUUGGCCUCAUUUAUACCAUUACCAUCAUGUUUGCAAAUCAAGGACAUCAAAUCAUCGAAAACAUUGGCUCUGUUUUCCGUGUGGCUGUUCCAUUGGCUGUCUAUUUCUGCAUCAUGUUUUUCGCUGUCUUUUUUGCGUUGAAAGCAUUGGGUGCACCAUACGAUGUGGUCGUUACCCAAGCUUUUACUGGCAGCAGUAAUAAUUUUGAGCUGGCAAUUGCGGUAGCAGUGGGAACGUACGGUGUCCGCUCGGAGCAGGCGCUGUCAGCCACCGUGGGUGCUCUAAUCGAAGUUCCAGUGCUUUUGGCUCUGACGUAUGUCGCAAUGCUUUUCCGGAAAAAAUUAAACUGGGUCAAUCGGUCGCCACUUAUGACACUUGACAAAAACGGUUCUGUAUAGACUUGCAUACACUGUUACAUGUAGAAUUGUAUAUACUGUACAUACAUAUAUCCAUAGCAUUUACCUCAAUUUAAGUUAAUUCGUAGCUCGAGUUUUCAAACAAAGCUCUUUGUAACAUUAGCAGAUAUUCAUGUUUAAAAAGAAUUGUAGUUUCAUACUCUUAUAAGGCGAUAUCUUACUACUGGC